GCAGGCCAGGAGGACUCUGCACAACUCCUGCGGUCUCCAAUGGCGGCGACGGCGUGGCGGAGGGGCGCGGAGGCCCUGAGGGGCGCCUGGGGGUCGUGGGUGGCGGCGGGGCGAGGCUUCCGGAGCAGCGCCGCGGCGGAGAAGUGCCACGCGGCCCGCAUCCGCCCUCGGAAGGGGAACCAGCCGGUGACCUACCAGGAGGCCCACCCGCCCCACUACAUCGCCCACCGCAAGGGCUGGCUCUCCCUGCACACCGGUAACCUGGACGGGGAGACGGAUGCGGCUGAGCGCACGCUGGAAGACGUCUUCAUCCGCAAGUUCCUCUUUGGCACCUUUCAUGGCUGCUUGGCGGAGGAGGUGGUGCUGAAGCGCCGGGCGAACACAAUCAUCAUCUGCGCCCUUCUAAUACAGAGCCUCCCUCCCCAUAAGAUUUACUUCCUGGUUGGCUACACAGAGAUGCUGCUUUCCUUCUUCUACAAGUGCCCCGUUAAGAUGGAGGUGCAGACCGUAUCCGAGAAGGUCAUGUACAAAUACCUCUAGUCCUGGCUGAGCUUAUCGUGGAAAGAUGUUCCUGACUCCUGAUUGGCAUUGAUGCUCCAUGCUAGACCCGGCGGGGAUCUUGGUUCUUUUACCCUUGGACAGACGGAGGUUUUCCAGCCAUCGACGUCUCCUCCAGAGACUGGAAAACAGAUGGAAGCGCCCAGAGAUAGGAGAAAUCUUGUCCAUUAGUAUAAAAUAAAUCUCCCUAUUUAUGACUCUU
Pantherophis guttatus is the source of this 760-nucleotide messenger RNA. It is a transcript of the gene MRPS24, whose product is annotated as mitochondrial ribosomal protein S24. Gene Ontology annotation, cellular component: mitochondrion. Lineage: Eukaryota; Metazoa; Chordata; Lepidosauria; Squamata; Colubridae. Gene Ontology annotation, biological process: translation. The record is from RefSeq and is a predicted model, not a curated record.